UAGACGAUACUGUUGUUUGUUUUGGUUUUUUUUUUUUUUUUUUUUUGAAGCGAUUGAUCAAUGACGAUUCGUUAUUUACCAGGGUAAGUGUAGCACUGUAGUAGUGUACUGAGUUAUGUCUUUGUAGAGAGUCGGCGUCGAACAUUCCAGAACUAUCCACCAAUCCUUGUCUGGUCAUUGUUUCCCUAAGUGGGUCAAGCAACUUCGUAACUUCUGAUGUAACAAUAGACCCAGUAGCCGCGGGUGGGCAGCUCACGACCGGGUAUUACGCACGCAGCCGACUUACAAGGUACGGAAGUCAGUAAUUGGGAGCUACAUGUGCGGUAACUCUUGGCAACAAUAUGGAGUUGUUGUUCUUGUCGGUCUCUGGUGAAGCGUAUUUCGAACGGCUGGCGACAAAGUCCUUCUUCUGAGCAGAGACAGACGCUAGUCUACUUCUCUUAUUUCUGUUGUAAGAGGUCAACUGCCAUCGCAGGUCUGAGAGACAACAAACUUCAGUGGGUCUUCUUUUAUCACUAGAAACACUAAAGCUGAUGAAACUGAAGACUUGAUCUUCAUUAGUCAACAAUAAGUGGAAAAUUACUUUUAUGAAAAACACAAAACAAUAUAAUCAGACACCCUUGAGACCAGAAAGAUAUGUCGGCCAUAAAAAGUGAGAUGCAGAGUCCAUGUAAACUCAUGAAGACUGAAACAACUGUUCAUGUAAUACCUAAAGCAGAAAGUUCAUUUUGCUUUGAUUAUAAUGAGACAAAGUGUUUACAGAUUGGUUUCAUGCAGCACAACAAUAGUUUUGGCCAAAAACUCCAUGAUAUAACAAUUGAUCCAGCUGACCAAAAACACUGGAGGUGUGAGAAUGUUCCAAAAUUGGAGACAAAUUCUCAAAUGUCCAGUUCUUUCGUUAAAAUAGAAUGGCAGCCUGCUCACACUGUGAAGACAGAAUGUAUGACUGAGCACAAUCAUAGAGUAAAGAUUGAAAGGGCAUUGCCUGGUCAGGAGGUAGUUUGUCAACCUAAUAGUGAUAAUGAAUUCUAUUGCAAUACUUAUGAAGUAAAGACACAGUAUGGUCUACAUCAUGAUGAAAAUACAAAUGGACCAGUUACUUCUGAGGUCAAGCAUGAAGAUCACUCUGGUCAGGAAGUUGGUUUGAUAGUAAAGGCAGAACCGACAAAAUCACACAGUCUGUACAAGGAAGGAUGGAACAUAAAGGUAGCCACAAUGAUGAAGCAUAUGAAGGCACAGAGCGCACCACAGGAAGUGGGUUCAGUUGUAGGAAAAAUAAAGAUAUUUUACAAUUUGCAUCACAUCCUGAACAAGAUGUAGUUGUUUCUGAAGGUAAAUAUACUCAGUUGUUGGAUAUUGUGACUGAGAGUCCUCAGCAUGAGACAAAUCUCAGUGUUACAGAGCCUAGUGUCAAUUUCAAGUCAGAAGAACAGCGACAUAGUAAGGAUACAAAAUCUUAUGAGUGCAAAGUGUGUAUGUCUUCAUUCAGUUUUCCAUCCUUGCUCAAAAAACAUGUGUCAAUCCAGACAGGGGAACUUCAUAAGUGCAGAGCAUGUGAAGCUGCCUUCAAAAAAUUAGACCAUUUGAAGCAGCACAUGCUUGUUCACAGGGAUGAGAAGCAUAACAAGUGCAGAAUAUGUAAAGCUUCUUUCAAAACAUUACGAAAUUUGAAACAGCACAUGCUUGUUCACAGUGAUGAGAAGCCUCACAAGUGCAGAGUAUGCGAAGCUGCCUUCAAAAGAUUAGACCAUUUGAAGCAGCACAUGCUUGUUCACAGUGAUGAGAAGCCUCACAAGUGCAGAGUAUGCGAAGCUGCCUUCAAAAGAUUAGACCAUUUGAAGCAGCACAUGCUUGUUCACAGUGAUGAGAAGCCUCACAAGUGCAGAAACCAUGGUAAUGAAGAAACCUCACUAGUGCAGCAUGUUGAAGUCCUCACCUCCUUUCAAAAUGCACACAGUAAUCAAUGA
Molecule: messenger RNA, 1967 nt
Organism: Pomacea canaliculata
Lineage: Eukaryota; Metazoa; Mollusca; Gastropoda; Architaenioglossa; Ampullariidae
Product: zinc finger protein 888-like
Exons: 3
Coding region: 1194-1967 (257 amino acids)
Cellular component (GO): nucleus
Source: RefSeq, a predicted model, not a curated record